Messenger RNA from Neoarthrinium moseri, 1920 nucleotides. RefSeq lists its product as uncharacterized. Lineage: Eukaryota; Fungi; Ascomycota; Sordariomycetes; Amphisphaeriales; Apiosporaceae. Gene Ontology annotation, molecular function: 2-isopropylmalate synthase activity. Gene Ontology annotation, cellular component: mitochondrion. The record is from RefSeq and is a predicted model, not a curated record. Gene Ontology annotation, biological process: L-leucine biosynthetic process. Bases 1 to 1920 code for a protein of 639 amino acids. The transcript has 4 exons.
AUGGGUGGCAUGUUGAAGGAUCCGUCCAAGAAAUACAAAAAGUUCACCCCCGUGAACCUGCCCAACCGCCAAUGGCCGUCCAAGACUCUGGACAAGCCGCCGAGAUGGCUCGCCACCGAUCUGAGAGACGGCAACCAGAGCUUGGUUGACCCCAUGAAUGGCGAGGAGAAGUGGAAGUACUUCAAGAUGCUGGUGGAUCUCGGCUACAAGGAGAUCGAGGUCUCCUUCCCUUCUGCGUCGCAAACCGACUUCGACUUCACCCGGCGCUUGAUCGAGACCCCCGGCGUAGUCCCCGACGAUGUGUGGAUCCAGGUCCUCUCGCCGUGCCGUGAGGACCUCAUCCGUCGCACCGUCGACUCCCUCAAGGGCGCCAAGAAGGCCCUCCUGCACAUCUACCUUGCCACCAGCGAAUGCUUCCGGCGCAUAGUCUUUGGCUUCACCGAGGAGGAGAGUAUCGAGCUGGCCGUCAAGUGCACCAAGUACGCAAGAUCCAUCACGAAAGACGACCCGUCGCAGGCCGGCACCGAGUGGGCCUUCGAGUUCAGCCCCGAGACCUUCUCCGACACCAGCCCGGACUUUGCCAUCCGCGUCUGCGAGGCUGUCAAGGCUGCGUGGGAGCCCACGGUCGAGAACCCCAUCAUCUUCAACCUCCCUGCCACAGUCGAGAUGUCCACGCCCAACGUGUACGCAGACCAGAUUGAGUACUUCUGCACCAACAUUUCGGAGCGCGAGAAGAUCUGCGUCUCCCUUCACCCGCACAACGACCGAGGCUGCGCCGUCGCCGCCGCUGAGUUGGCCCAGAUGGCUGGCGCAGAUCGGGUGGAAGGCUGCCUUUUUGGCAACGGCGAGAGAACCGGCAACGUCGACUUGGUCACCCUCGCUUUAAAUUUGUACACGCAGGGCGUCCACCCCAACGUGGACUUCUCUGAUCUCGGCCGAGUUAUCGACACGGUAGAGAUUUGCAACAAGAUCCCUAUCCACCCCCGAGCACCCUACGGAGGUUCCCUUGUCGUGUGUGCCUUCAGUGGCUCCCACCAGGAUGCCAUCAAGAAGGGUUUCAACUUGCGCGAGAAGACCGAUGCUUCCUACGACGACCGCUGGGAGGUGCCGUAUCUUCCUCUUGACCCGCAAGACAUUGGCCGAACAUAUGAAGCCGUGAUCCGCGUCAACUCACAAAGUGGAAAGGGCGGGGCGGCAUGGAUCAUCCUCCGUAAGCUCGAGCUCGAUCUUCCCCGUGGCCUGCAAGUCGCCUUCAGCAAGGUCGUGCAGAAGCGCGCGGACCAGCUGGGCCGUGAGCUCUUGUCGGAGGAGAUUUCCGAUCUCUUUGAGCAGACGUACUUCCUGAAGGAGCACCCCCGCUUCAACAUCAUCGACUAUUCGAUCUCGGUCGACCGCUCCGCCUCUCCCGCUCCCCCAGUCGACGGCAAGACACAGGAUACCAAGAACUUGGCUCGUGUCUUCGAAGGUGUUAUCGCCAUUGAUGGCAAGGAAUACAAACUUCGCGGACGCGGCAACGGACCCAUCUCGUCCUUGGCGAAUGCUCUCAAGAGCAUUGGCAUCGAUCUGGAUGUUGCGGACUACAAGGAGCAUGCCGUGGGCAAGGGUCGCGAUGUCAAGGCUGCCACCUACAUCGAAUGUACCGCGUCUGGCACUCCCCAGAAGGUAUGGGGCGUCGGCAUCCACGAGGAUGUGGUCCAGAGCUCUCUUGUCGCCCUCCUGAGCGCGGCAAGUAAUUUCAUUCUCAGCCGUCCUAGCAGCCCCAUCACGGCCAAGGCCCUGCCGCGCCGAAGUCUCAGCCAGGAGCUGGACCUCAAUGGUGAACUGAAGGUGCCGAACGGCUCAGCCACGACCAAGGAGGUCGAGGGCGGCGCCCCAUCGGCGGUCGUCAACGUGUUGGAGAGCAAAGCCAAUGGCUUGUAA